Molecule: messenger RNA, 1994 nt
Organism: Salarias fasciatus (jewelled blenny)
Lineage: Eukaryota; Metazoa; Chordata; Actinopteri; Blenniiformes; Blenniidae
Product: insulinoma-associated protein 2-like
Exons: 1
Coding region: 19-1944 (641 amino acids)
Biological process (GO): neuron differentiation; negative regulation of transcription by RNA polymerase II; regulation of cell cycle process
Cellular component (GO): nucleus; transcription repressor complex
Molecular function (GO): DNA-binding transcription repressor activity, RNA polymerase II-specific; RNA polymerase II cis-regulatory region sequence-specific DNA binding
Source: RefSeq, a predicted model, not a curated record
AGCACUGUGGUCGUCACAAUGCCUCGAGGAUUCCUGGUGAAGAGGAACCGGAGAGGCUACCGGUCACGGAGCGGCAACAAACCCGACACGUGUGACGCUGACCGGAGCGGGAGUGACAGCUCCGAGGCGGACACGCUGCUGGCCGGUCUCCACUUCCAGCCGCCCGGCGGAGAGUUCCCGGUGUCCCGCGAGGACUCAUCCGGGGUCAGGGAGGCGUGGAGCCCGCACGUGGAGUCCGCGCUGGAAGCGGAGGCGGACCGGCGCGCGCAGCUACCGGAGAGCGAGGUGGACGUUUUGGGUCCCGACGACGACUUUUCCUGCUUCUUCCCGCCGCCGCCGCCGCCUCCUCCACCUUCUCACGACCUGACCUUAACGAGCACCUGCAGCCCCGUCAAACCGGUCGGCACGAGACUGCUGGAGCAGCACGAGGGAGGAGAAAAGCCCCCGCUGUUCACCGGCAGGUGUCUGACCUCGUCCCCGGCGCCGGAGUUACCGGACCUGCCGCUGCUGGUGAGCUCCACGCCCACGUCGGUGUCCGCCUCGAUCGAGCGGCUCCUCGCGACCGGCGGCCGACACCACCACCACCACCACCACCACCACCACGCGCAGACCUACGAGCCGCGCGUGGCUCACCUGCACCUGUUCCCACCGCUCACGCUCAUGAACCAGGAGCAGCACCACGCGGCAAGGAAGCGCGCCUUCCUCGAGGCGGACCCCCGCCUGAACGGCAGCAGGCACGGCAAGCAGCCGGCGGGAGGCGCGACAAAGAAGGUCAAAGUGAACCGCAAGCUGAACUUUGAAGACGAGGUCACCACCUCUCCGGUUCUGGGUCUGCGCAUCAAGAAGGAGAGUCCGGAGCUGAGGAGGCAGCGCGAGAAGUCGUCCGGUCCCACCGGGAACCAGCCGCUGGGGGAGUUCAUCUGCCAGCUGUGCAAGGAGGAGUACCCGGACCCCUUCUCCCUCGCGCAGCACAAGUGCUCCCGCAUCGUGCGCGUGGAGUACCGCUGCCCCGAGUGCGACAAAGUCUUCAGCUGUCCCGCCAACCUGGCGUCUCACCGCCGCUGGCACAAGCCCCGUCCGGUCAGCCACCAGGCCGGAGAGCCCCCCGCCAAGAGCCAGCCCCUGAAGGAGGCGCGGGGGUCCGGCCAGCACGAGCGGCCGCCGGUGGAGAUGGAGGGCAAAGAGAACGAGCUGCUGCGAGUCAACACAAACCAGCACCACGAGCCGCUGGACAGCUCCAGGAUCCGGCGCGAGCCGUCCCUGCUGAUGCUCCACGCGCGCUCCCGGGACAGUCCCGACAGCCUCGCGCCUCCUCUGUACGACUCCUCCCCGCACUACCGGAGCCCGGUGGACGGCUGUCUGGAGCUGCAGCCGCAGGCGCGAGCCGCGGACAGCCCGCCGUCCGGCCUGCUGCGGCUCAGCGACGAGCCGCAGCUCCAGCAGCCGCUGCCCCCGGUGCAGUCCUUACCGGAGGAGGAGCUGUACGAGUGCCGCUACUGCGGGAAGAAGUUCCGCCGACAGGCUUACCUGAAGAAACACCUGGCCGCGCACGAGAUGUCGGCGCGCGCGUCUCCGCCUCCAUACGUUCAGACGCGCGAGCCCGGCGGCGGACAGAGUCAGCAGGUUUUCCUGUGCCACCUGUGCGGCGCGCGCUUUCCGUCGGUUGAAAUCAGGGACAAGCACCGGCUGUGGCACGCAAUGCGGGACGAGUUACUGGCGGAGACGCUGGGAGGAGGAGGAGGAGGGGGAGGACGGAGACCGGACGUUUUCCACGCGCACAGAGAAGAGAGCAGCACGGCGGACCACGAGCAGCAGCAAAUCUUCACGUGCAAGCACUGUCCCUCCACGUUCUUCAGCUCCCCGGGGCUCACGAGGCACAUCAACAAGUCCCACCCCACCGAGAACCGGCAGGUGAUGCUGCUGCAGAUGACCGUGCGACCAUGAAGAUGCAAACACCUUUAAAACAACAUCUGCAUUAAGAUCAGGGAUGUCAA